CUCGAACCCCGCCGGAGACAAAUGUUCCUUGCUCCCUCAGUCCCUAACCUUUGCUCCUCACAGUCAUGACCCAAUGACUGACCAAAUUAAUACUAAUAUCAACUAUCCGCUUUAUUCGGAGGACCACCCCAAAUAUGGCAGCACAAAGAACGCGGUACCCACCAUCGUGGUGCCGGAAGAAGCACACACCAAGGUCGCACCUCAAGGACUAGGUUUGGACAACUUUGCGUCCGACAUUGCUUCUAAAUAUCAUGCUCAACAACGUAAUGUACGAAAAGUGUCGAGGGCAGGACCCGACUUUAGAGAAUUUCUGGCCAAACGCAACCAAAGACAAGACUCGCAGGCGACACUUGUUGACUUUACUCGUCGGCCAUCAAGGACGAAUGAAGGCAAAUUCAGGUUGCAGGUUACCACCGACGAUCAGUUUCCAGUCAGUCCUCUGAGACCCGGAUCGUCGCGUCGUGGUUCGGCGAAUUCGCGACCUGGAAGUUCAAGUGGACCUACUAGUCCACCUACUAGUCGUCCAACAACGCCAAAUCUCAAGGCAGAAUCACACUCGCCUCGUCUUGGUGAUGGUGAAUGGGGUGCUUUCAACUGGCGACCAGGAAUCAAUCCCGUCCAACCUGUUCAUAAGAAGCUUGAGAGACUGGACUCAGAUGCUACACUCGUGGAUACUGGAUCAUGGCGACGCGGCUCACGUCCAGGAUCUCGCUCUGGUUCUCGCUCAGGAUCUAUUACCGAGGACCCUUUCAGAAGAAAGUCCGACUUCUCCUCGUUAGACGCAAUCCCUGUCACUAGACUUCGCCAGCCAUCAUAUUUCCAACCGAUAGUUGAGAUUGAUCCUUUUGCAGACCAAGACCAUGGUCCGUUGAUUGGAGGUGUGAAGUCCUUGGACCCCAAUCUUGACCAAGAAGAGGAAAGCAAAACUACUGAGCCGGAAUUGGCAGUCGCUGCUCCUGAAGUCAUCACACAGGAACCAAAAAGCACGCAUCAAGAACACGUUGUGCCUACAACACAGGAGACUUUCGUUACCGACACAUACCCGGAGAUCGCGGACCCGGUCGAUCCAUGCCGCAACUUGACUCGUAUGGAUCUGAUCAAGCAGCGUGUGGUCUUUAGCAGCAAUGUCUUCGCCGUCAACUUUGCCAUGCUAGUCUUUGCGCUCUGGGCCCCAAAGGCAAUUUCUGGAAGAUGGGUCCUGUCAUUCAUCGUUUUCAUCAAGUCCAAGGAUUGCAUAUCAUCUAUCAUCAGCUGCGCAUACCUGAUCUACAUGGGUAUCAGAGACCACUUCUGGCCUCCGCCGCCAGUAGAGUCCAAGUGGAUUCUUUCUUUGAUCCCAGCAUACUCGGAGUCAGAGGAGAUGAUCAAGAACUGCGUGUUCUCACUGCGCGACAACGACGCUCAGCCGCACAAGCAGGUCAUGUGUAUCAUAUUGGACGGCAAGCCGAGAGAUGUGAAGCAGUAUAUGAGAAUCACUACCACCUUCAAGAGGCACUACGUCACAUCAAGGUUCAAGCGUAACGAGCUGGUCAUCACUGCCGGGUUCAUGGAAGACGUGCCGGUCAUUGUCUUUGAGAAGGUCAAAAACUCUGGAAAGAAGGACUCGCUUAUCUUGUGUCAUGACUUGUUCAAUAUCAUGCGCGAAGAUGCCCCGCUAUACACGAGACUACUGCGCAAGGAGAUUGAGAAGAAUGUUCUGCCCACGCUUGUUGGCGAAGACUUUCCUGGCUUCGACAUGGUCUUCUGUACGGAUGCCGACUCAGUCAUUCACAAGGGUGCUGUUGCUGGGCUUGCCAACGCUUUGGUCCGUGAUCCCAAGGCUAUCGCAUCGUGUGGUCUGGUGCUGGUUGAGCUAGAAGCGGGUGCUGAAUGGUCUUACUGGAACCUCUACCAGCAAUUUCAAUACAACUUCGGUCAGUUCGUCCGCCGACAAGCGGAAAGCGUCUGGGGCAAAGUCACAUGUCUUCCUGGAUGCAUCACUAUGGUUGCUGUGCGACCAGAGAUGGCAGGAGCCAUGACCAAAUACGCAGCCCCAAUCACCGCCUACCCUGUACUCUUACACCAAGUCCAAUAUCUCGGCACCGACAGAAGGCUGACCUACUCGAUGCUCUCGCAGAGCAAGGACCUGCAUACACUGUUCGUACCAGGCGCCGUCAGCGAAACGGUGGCGCCACAAUCACUCAAGCACUAUCUCAGUCAAAGAAGACGCUGGGGUAGCAACGCAUAUUUCAACAACUACUUCUACUUCUGCGGCGAGAACAUGAUCUGGAUUACACGUCUAUGGGCGUGUAUUGAAGUCACUAGACUCAGCCUAGUAUAUUACCGCGUCGCCAACACGAUUCUCUUCAUCUACGGACUUGUCAGCAGCUUCAACCUCAUGUCAAUCAUCCCGCUGCUGGUCGUCUCGCAGCUUCCGACAAUCUGGUUCCUCAUCAACACAGCCACCAACAAGCAACUCCGCCAACGAGCACACAAGAUCUUGCUUGGGUUGGUCAUCAACAAGUUCAUGGCUCCUGUCAUGUCUGUCGCCGUCUUCACCAUCGUAGUCAAGAAUCUUGGCUCCCAAGCAUGGGGGCUGACCCAUGGCGCGACGACCGCAGCGCCAGCCGCCGUUGAGCAGGCAGCUGAGAACGAAAAGGCGCAAACAGCUCAAGGACUUCUCGAAACGUUGCAACCUCGCAAUGGAUCAAUCAUGUCCAUCAUCACCGAGGAAUCAUCCAUCGGGAUGAACACCCCCAAAGCCAACUCGAUAGCAAGUCGAGACAGAGAAGGCGAGUCGGAGGUCAAUGAGAUCGAUGAAGACGAUCCUAGAGAGAAGAUCGUGAGCCAUCUCGCAGCAGGACUGUGAGGAUGGCAGGCCCAAACCGGAAGCCUUUUCGUUUUUCCUUUGUCAUUAUUUUUUCUCCUUCACGAUUUAACGAAUGAUGAGUUACGAGAACUAUACCAAAACAGCAUCAAUAUCAACAUGCAUAUUUUCACCUAUC
Molecule: messenger RNA, 2984 nt
Organism: Aureobasidium subglaciale EXF-2481
Lineage: Eukaryota; Fungi; Ascomycota; Dothideomycetes; Dothideales; Saccotheciaceae
Product: glycosyltransferase family 2 protein
Exons: 2
Coding region: 74-2848 (924 amino acids)
Cellular component (GO): cell periphery; cell septum
Molecular function (GO): chitin synthase activity
Source: RefSeq, a predicted model, not a curated record